Neolamprologus brichardi is the source of this 5021-nucleotide messenger RNA. It is a transcript of the gene kcnj4, whose product is annotated as potassium inwardly rectifying channel subfamily J member 4. Gene Ontology annotation, molecular function: inward rectifier potassium channel activity. Gene Ontology annotation, cellular component: plasma membrane. Lineage: Eukaryota; Metazoa; Chordata; Actinopteri; Cichliformes; Cichlidae. Gene Ontology annotation, biological process: regulation of monoatomic ion transmembrane transport; potassium ion import across plasma membrane. The record is from RefSeq and is a predicted model, not a curated record.
GGAGGGUGCGCACAGACAGGAUUACCAUCAGCGAAGGAGGCAGCGGAGGACAGCAAAGGAUUAAAGGAGAGACACGGCGGGGAUGAAACGAUGAAUAAGCGAUGAAGGAGUAACUAGAGGAAACUAUUCAAAGAAAGGAAGAAUUCACACACCUCAUGAACUUAAGGACGUUGGAGCUUUGCCCUGCAGAGUGAGAGCGAACUAAAAGUACAAGCAAAAGAAAGGAAACAACUGAUCAUUUGCAAGGGGUCUCUUCAGUGGCCUGAACACCACCUGCUGUGAAGAGACCAGAUGUUUGGGAGUAGGACACAGUUUGGCCUCCCACUGUGGCCCUCUACCUGUGAUCACUGGUGCCAUGGGAACAAGUAGAGCCAACAGGUACAGCAUUGUGUCUGAUACUUUACCAGAGGAAGAAAGGCAAAAGAUUUCUAGCUUAGGACUCCAUAACGGCCACAGUUCACCCAGAUUCAGACUGCCCUUGGCCUGCACCUCAGAAGGAGAAGACAGGAGGAGGUCAGGAACCUCCGCUAUCGUGCCCAGCACGACGGACCAAGGAGUGAUGAACAACUACAACGGAAAGGUUCUGACAAGGGGCUCCAGCCAAGUACGGAGCCGAUUUGUGAAGAAAAAUGGACAAUGUAACGUUGUGUUCACCAACAUGGAAGAAAAGGGACAGCGCUUUCUAGCUGACAUCUUCACCACCUGUGUGGACAUCCGCUGGAGAUACCUGUUGGCUGUAUUCUGCACCAGCUUUCUUGUCUCCUGGCUGUUUUUUGGUUUAAUCUUUUACACUGUUGCCCUGGCACAUGGGGACUUUGAAGAGCACCCUACACUGAAAAGUGAUGGACUGACACCUGGAGGUCUGCACGGAGCCACAUCUGGACAUACAACUGGAGAGCAAGCACAAAGGAUGCCCUGCAUACUUCAUGUUCAGGGGUUUAUUGGGGCGCUCCUGUUCUCCAUGGAGACCCAAACUACUAUUGGUUACGGAUGGCGCUGUGUUACCGAGGAGUGCCCUGUUGCUGUAAUAACAGUGGUGAUACAGUCCAUAGUAGGCUGCAUCAUUGACUCUUUCAUGAUUGGCACCAUUAUGGCCAAGAUGGCUCGGCCAAAGAAGAGGAACCAGACCCUCAUGUUCUCCAAAAAUGCUGUCAUUGCGCUGCGUGAUGGCAAGCUGUGCCUCAUGUGGAGGGUGGGGAACCUGCGGAAGAGCCACAUUGUGGAGGCUCACGUCCGUGCCCAGCUCAUACGUUCGUAUGUCACAGCUGAGGGCGAGUUCAUCCCUUUAGAGCAGAUGGACCUCAAUGUGGGCUAUGAUGAGGGCACAGACAGGCUGUUUCUAGUAUCUCCACUGGUUAUAGUCCACGAGAUAGACAAAGAUAGCCCCUUGUAUACUCUGAGCCGAGCUGAUCUGGAGGCAGAUGACUUUGAGGUCGUUGUGAUCCUGGAAGGAAUGGUGGAGGCUACAGCCAUGACCACCCAGUUCCGUAGCUCCUACCUUUCCAGAGAGAUCUUCUGGGGCCACAGGUUUGAGCCUGUGAUCUACGAGGACCGCGACCGCUACAAGGUAGACUACGCACGCUUUCACAAGACAUACGAGGUGCCGUCAACGCCCCAUCUCAGCGCCAAAGAGCUGGAUGAAGCUGCGAGCAGGGCUUCUUCCGCUGCUUCUCCUGCAUCUGCAUGCAGAGCCACAAAAGACUUGAUCCCCAUGUCACUCAACGCUUUCUGCUAUGAGAACGAGGUGGCAUUGAGCUGUGGGGAGGAAGAGGAUGAUAUAUUUGACUCUUCUCAGAUUGUAGGGAAGGAGAGGGCAGAGGAGAGAAGGACUUCAGUUUCUGUUGACUUCCAAAAUAUGUUCCACGACAACUCGACCGUGACUUCAGGCAGUCACAAUGUCAUGUGUGUUCUUGACAUGGACAAUAACCAGAUGGAGUUUGAUAUCUUACAGACUGCAAUUCCUCUUGAUCCAGUGACCUAUAAGAGCGAGCAAGAGAUUCAGUGAGAAGAGGGAGGGUAUGGUCUCCCAUGCUCCUCCUGUUUCUGGACCUGUUUUCUGCAUGUCCCAUACCCCUUUUGCCUUUCCAGUGUUAUUUUAUAUUCACAUUCAGUGGCUCAAAAGUAAGAAAUGUUUCCUAAAUAGUUUUGUGACGGAAUUUCUUAGAGCUUUUGUCAAAGGUUCUUUGUGCAGAAUAAGUCUGGCUUUUUAAAUUUUGGCUCCUGACAGGAUUUUGGCUCUUUUAUUAUGAUUUGACAAAGGAAAGCACUGUGGCAGAAAAGCCCACGGACCUGGACUAAGAAAUGUAUAUUUUGCAUAAUUAAAAUGUUCUUUAUCUUAACUUAAUUUCUAUGUGAAUAUAAACAAUAUAUUUUAUGGAAGAAAUAGCUAUUCUGAUUUGAAUUCUCUUCAUGAAGAGAACUGAAGUUCUUCAAGUUUUAUGCUCGAUAAACUUCAGCCGGUUCGUGGAUUUCCGUGAACAUCAUGCUGGCAAUAGUUUCCCACAUUGUCUUUUAUAUUCCUGCUGAAAUAAGUCAGAAUUUUUGACUUACAAAUGUACAUUGAAAUGGAAAAUAUUUGUGCGCUGCAAAUGUUGAAAUUUAGAGGAGAGAAUCUUCUAUAUAAACAUUCAUUCAAAUAUAUUUCCUAAAACUGCCCUAUAAUAAGUUAUUUAGCAUACAUUAUUGAUAAACUUUUUGAUUUUGUACAGUAGCAAAAAAAAUUCUAAGUGCAAUCACUAAGUGUAACAGAAGAUGUUUUCUGAAGAAGGUAAUAAAGUUUCCUUAAGAUAAACUUAGAGGGAUGUCACUGGAUUUAAAAUCUAAUGUUUAAAACAUAGUUUUUAGCUUAAAGUUGAUUUCUUAAAAUGCUUAAUUUUUAUUAGUGUAUCAAGACUAAAAUAACUUUAUCAAGUUAGCAUAAUGAUUAAAAAGCAGAGUACACUAUAAAAAAUUGUGUAAAAAUAAAAGGGGGAAAAUGUCCUGGUAAUUUUCUGCCAUUACAUUUUUAAUGGAGGUUUGCGUAUUUGGUAACUGGUAAAAUUAUUGUGUGAUUAAAAAAUACAGGAAAAAAUCCUUAAAAAGUUCAUAUGGAAAAUGAUUUCAUUUUAAACCAGCACAUUUCACUGUAUUUUUACGGAUGAGGAUUUCUUUCUUGGUUUGUUUCUUGUGGAGGUUGCAGGCUGUGAUUACAGAAUCAAUACUGAGAAUCGGCUUCAAAACACAUUUGCUCUGUUACUGUUCGCCAAAGAAAGGUGUGGUUUUGGAUAACAGUGAUCCGUGUACAGGAAACAAAGGGACGGAGGCUGCUUGUGCAGCCUCAGGAAGUGCAAUAAGUAUUUGGAUGUGGGUGGACGGGAUUAUUACUGAUGUCUUAUGAAUUGUUGCAGACAAAGUUGACAUGAUGAUUGUAUGAUAGAUGGCAUGAGAAAUAAGUUUCCAAUAUUUACUGGGAAAGCAUGCUGAGAGAGCCAAAUGAUAUGAUAGAUGAUAAAAGUUUACCAUGGAAAAUACUAAAAUACCUGUAAAUAAACAUUAUUUACUUUACUGAUUGUAUUGUCAAAUAUUUCCCAUCAAUUAGUUUCAGACUGAGGCCUGAACAAAUAUUUAUAAUAUAUUUACCCCGUGGCUUUUACAUGCAGUAAUCAGACUGUACCGACUACAAUAUUCCGUCUGAUGGUUUUUAUUUUAUCUUAUUGUUUUGUUUUGUUUAUUGAGACUUUUAUGAGUUUAAUUUUUUUUUGCUGACUGCUAGCAGGCGUGUUUGUUUUGUAUUAAUGUGAAUGUGUGGGAGAGAGACUGGAUGUAGAAACGAUGUGCAUCUGAGCAACAAACAGUAAAUAGCUUUAGUUUUCACAAUGUUUUAUUGUCAAAAUUCUCAAUCCAGAUAACUAGGAUUAUACAAAGCAUAUGUAAAGCAACUCAACUGACAAACAUACACUGCCAGCCAAAGUAAAAUACUUACAAUGGUUUAAUGAAUUCAACACUGCAGGAUGACAAAAUAAAAAAUACAAACAUAACUGACUUUUAAAUAACUUACACUUUGAUGUGCAUAUCAGUUUCAUGUUUAUCAUCAUGUUUAUUCAUAUUUAUAAAUGUUUUUGACAGUACAGUGCAAGUUUUGGUGUAAAUGCUUUUUGUUUGCCCUGGUACAGCUUAUAAAUAAGACUGAAAUUACUGUAUCCAUAAUAAUUUUCUUAAACAUUCAUAUGAAAUGCAUAUUUAACACGUUUAAAUUCAAAUUUUACAAUUGUGUGAGUUUGAUUUGACAAUGACGCCUUAAAAUACGGAGGACCAAAACAGCCAAAAAUAUAAAUGCUUGAAUAAUUACUUGAUUAAAUUAACAUAUUAAAUGCAAAUGUGCCUGAUUUGGCACAUUUGAUGGCAUAUUCAUUUAGUUACUGAAAGCAGGUGAGCCACCGAGAUGCAAUAAACAGGUAAAAUUGGAGUUCUGGACUUCUGAUUCUGACUUUUUUUAGUGUGGUUGUUGGUGUAUUUUCUGAAAUUUUACUUCAUAUUUAUUUAUUGAGACAUAUACAUUGUCGGUUUUGGUUCUCCAUAUUUAAAUGUCAUCAGAUUCUGAUUAAAAUGUUGUUAAAUUUCUAUACUUGUGUACAGAUUAUUUUUGACAUGAACAUGGGCAAAAAAUACAAUUUUAAGUUACUCUGAAGUUUUUUAAAAAAUAAAAAAGUAAAAACACAUUUUUCAAAAGGUUUUGACUGGCAGUGUAUAAAAGUCUUUAUGUAAUGUCAGUUCUGGAUUGUGUAAUACCUGGCAAGAAUGGGUGUUAACUUAACAAGUAAGUGUUUUGUAUCCUUUCCUAUAAAGUCUUCCUGCUUUGUAGAAAUCAAAUGAUUUUCCAUUCUUCCUUGGGGAUUAACACACGCACUGAGCAAACUACUGUCAGACUGAAAUAAGCUGAAAAGAUUUUAAAAAACAAACAAACAAAAAAAACCCUGAAGUACAAAGCACUUUAUUCUUUCUUGUACAAUUUUUGAUGUUGCAAAUAAAUAUUUCUGUAAUUA